AUGUCGUUCCAACGCUCCAGCGCCCUCGAAUCGCAACCCACGACAUGGCGAAGGGACGACGAUCCGUCAUACGCCGAUGACCCAGAGUUCCGCGACUUCGCCGACAAGCUUUCCGACGACCUCUUCGCCCUGACCCGCAACGUCGCCCGCCUGUCGCAAGAGACGGGCAAGCUAGGGACCAAGCACGAGACCGCCCGUGUGCGCGAGCGCGUGAAGACCACCGUCGAAGAGACAUCGGAGAAGUUCAAAGAGCUUGGAGAGGGAUUGAAGAAGAUUACUACCUGGCCCGAUGUUGGGCCCUCGCAGAAGUUCACGCAAUCGAAGCUCCAGCGCGAAUUCAAAGCAACACUCACCGAGUUCCAACACCUCCAGAAGCAAGCGUUAGAGAAAGAGAAGCAGUCGGCACAGGCGGCACGCACAGCCCUGCAAGACGUAUCAUCGCCAAGCGAAGAGCGGGGAGACUUUGGGCAACAACAGGAGCAGGAACAGCUGCGCUUGGCAAACCAGGAUGAGGUCGACUUCCAGGAAUCGAUGAUCAUCGAGCGCGAGUCCGAGAUCCGCAACAUCGAGCAGUCUGUUGGGGAACUCAACGAGCUGUUCCGUGAUGUUGCGCAUAUGGUGCACGAGCAGGGUGCGCAACUCGACAUCAUUGAAGAGAACGUUGAGGUCACGCAUGACGCGUCGCGAGGCGCACAUGUGAAUCUGAAGCAGGCGAGCAACUAUCAGAAGAGCGCCAGGAGUAAGGCAUGCAUCCUGCUGCUCAUCCUCGCUAUUGUUUUGGUCAUCAUCAUUCUUGCUGUCGUUUUGGAUUAG
Alternaria conjuncta is the source of this 813-nucleotide messenger RNA. RefSeq lists its product as uncharacterized. The transcript has 2 exons. Gene Ontology annotation, biological process: Golgi to vacuole transport; intracellular protein transport; vesicle fusion. NCBI's taxonomy places the organism in Eukaryota, Fungi, Ascomycota, Dothideomycetes, Pleosporales, Pleosporaceae. Bases 1 to 813 code for a protein of 270 amino acids. Gene Ontology annotation, cellular component: endomembrane system; membrane; SNARE complex. The record is from RefSeq and is a predicted model, not a curated record. Gene Ontology annotation, molecular function: SNARE binding; SNAP receptor activity.